UCUGCCACACAGGCAGGUUUAAGUGUUUUAAAAAUGGCUGAUCUCCUGGGAUUUUUCUCACACAGUCUCUAGUGUAUACACAGAAUGGUGCGAAAAACCAAAUAAACAUCCAGUGAGCAGCAGUUAGUCAUGCGUAAGCUCCUUGUUGACGAGAGAGGCCAGAGGAAAAUGGACAGACUGGGCCGAGCUGGCAGAGAGGCUCUGGUAACUCAAAUAAUCACUCUUUACAACCGUGGUGAGCAGAAAAGCAUCUCAGAACAUACAUCAGAUCUUGCCAUGGAUGGGCUAUGAUUGCAGAAGAUCACACUGGGUCAAAGCCACGAUCAGGAAUCUGAGGCUACAGUGAGGACAGGUUCACCCACAUCGGACAGCUGAAGAUUGGAAAAACACAGCCUGGUCUUUUUCCUUUCUUCAAUCAGCUGCUCAGUGUUUGGUGGGUUUAUGCCUCAGAACACAACAGCAGCACUUUAUAAAUGUAAAAGCUCUCAGCUGAACCUGGACAUCAUAAAAAUAUGAACACACUGUCUCAUUUUUACGUUAUAAAACCUACAGAAAUGCUGUUUCUUUCCACAUUUUUUGGCAUCCCUGAUUUCGAGCGCCCUCUGUUGUACCGGAAGAACCGAUACAGGCGCUUGGUCACGUGCCACGCUCUCCCCUGAGAGCACUUCCGGUGGUGUUUCCUGUGUUUGUAAACUGGGGGAAAAAAUAGGAACUCCGACGAGAAAUAUUGCUCGCACAGAAACGGAAGGUAAAUUAAAAAUAAACGUGUCUCCAUAGCGCUUUACCUGUAGUGCUUAGCAGCGAGGGUUUUUAUUUUGAAAGACAGUCUGAACACGCUAAAUGCGACGCUCUCUCUCCCCCCCAACACACGCACACACAUCACUGCGAUGUCACAGCUUUCCAACAACCCAGUCCGAGACCACAUGAAAUGGGCUGGGUUGCUGGGCUGUGAGGCAGUGCUCUCCAGUAUGGCUCUGAUGCAGGCCAGUUCUCCACCCAGCCAUAAAAAGAUGGCGUCUCCACUGAGCCAGAACCACAACCACAGUCACAACCAGGAAGCCCACAGUCACCACAGUCACAUGGUGCUACCUUCUGGAGUCAGCUGCUCACCCAUGCUCAUUAAUAAGGAUGGAGAGUUCCACUCUUCCCGGCUGCUGGAGGAGAAGGACAUGCAGUCGAGCCAGAACGCGCAGUCAAAGAAGAAAAACAGGAAGUCAGGAACACCGACCAAAGUGAGAGAAAAAGUGCAGGUGGAGAUGCCUGAACCAAGCGAUGACGGUUCUCUCAACUCCCAGGUGCAGAAGAACUUCAUCUGCGAGCACUGUUACGGAGCGUUCCGCAGUAGUUACCACCUCAAACGACAUAUCCUCACUCACACAGGUGAGAAGCCAUUCGGGUGUGACAUGUGCGACAUGCGGUUUAUUCAGCGCUACCAUCUGGAGAGACACAAACGUGUGCACAGUGGAGAGAAGCCUUAUCAGUGUGACCGCUGUCAGCAGAACUUCUCCAGAACAGACCGGCUCUUGCGGCACCGGCGCAUGUGUGUCGUCGGCAUCCCUAAGGAGGAGAACACGUCGUGCUGUGAGGGACGAUCUUAUUCACAGGAACCUGCGCAGCAGUCGUGGAGCCCCCUACAGGCCAACAACAGCAGCAGCCGGCUUGCAGUGUGACGGCUUUCCGAAGCCUCCGUUCAGCUCUGUGAGAGCAGGGUGGACUCAGCACAUCCACUCGGGGACACUUUACUGCAUCAGACUGAUCCUGGAGACUCUGGGAAAAGACUCCAUCUCUUGCUUCACUUCAACUUGGUCAUAUUCAGCUAUUUUUUCAGCUGAUUUGACUGAUUUUUGUAGUAUUUUCUAUAGAUGCUAUCAGCCCCUGGGAGGGUUGGCGUAGUUUUUUUUGUACUGCACAGGCAAUAAUGAGUCAUGUAGAGGACCAAGGAGUGGGUUAAUCCUAUGUUUAAUAGUUACCGUGGAUGGAGAUUGGUUUACACGCACAUAAGAUGGUUUAAUGUGUUACAAAGUCACAGAAAAUUGUGAGCAGCUUUUCAGCCGUUGUCACAUGUGGCCUUUUGAUUUCUCCACCAUUCUUCAAUAGCAUAUAACCAAGAAUAAUUGAAAGAGGUGCUAAACUGCAGGACCCUGCGUUCAUACUAGCAAGAGACAAGUCACUAAUGUUGCUUGUAGUUUGUCUCUAAUGACCACUACAGUUGUCGCAUGUGGGCGUACACCAGGGCUUCCCAAACUAGGGGUUGCUUGAUUUACAAACGGGGCCAUGAGAGAAACACAAUCUCCUCUCUUGUUUAAUUCAUUUAUUUUAUAAAUUAAUAUUAGAAAUAUCAAAGAUGGAUUCUCUGUGCUAAUAUUUUGAAAUGUUACUCAGAAAUGUUACUUCUGGAUUUUCUAGAUUACUUUUGAAUGUAAGGUCAGAGUUUUAAAUUUGAAAUGCAGACCAUGACAACAAUCACGACAAUGGCGGACAGAGCUCCUCAGUGUGUUUAACAUUGCUGUGCAUGAAAUCGCAAAACAUUUUACAGUUUGACUUGGAAACCUGAUGGAUGGGGAUGUCUUGGCUCUAACAUGGCAUCUAGUGAAUGUCAUUUUCGAGAGUGUGAACAAUGACACUUGCGGUACUGCUGCUUCUGCACCAAAAAUCAUUUGGCAAGUAUAAACCAGGCUCCUCUGCUAGAUAUCUGACUGUAUUUACAUCUGGAACAAAAACAUGGGGUUGGAGUUGCAGAAAAUUCAUAAUGUCCAUUUUUGGGGUCGUUUGCUCAAAACGUUUGGGUGCCCCUGGUGUACACUGUCCGGCGUUUAUUAUUUCCAAUGACAAACAGUAGUAGCCAAAAUGGUACUGAUUCUAAAGCUCACUAGUUAAACACAAAUUAAAUAAUGCACUAGUCAGAGUGAAAAUUGGUUAUUUGAUUUACAUGUUAAAUGCCAGGAUUCAUACUAGCCUUGUUGACAGAUUAGCAAAGCAAGCUUUUGUUAGAACGGAAUAAGAUGAAACCACAGUUAUAAGAGUUUCUUCCAUAUUUGCAUCAAACAGUAAACUAAAGAUUGCGAGUGAGGAACUGACGAAAUGUCGGACCACAGAUGGGGAAUCAUUCGACUCAGUUGUUUGUAUUUGUUGCUUGUCGCUUGCCACUGUCUCUCAAGUCGUGACUCUGGGACAAGUCAUGGUACAUAGAACAUAGAGAAUAAUUAGUGGUCUGUUGCUUUGUGGCUUGCUAGUGUAAACACAGGGUAAAACACAACAACUGAAAUAUUUUUCCCAAUAAAUCCAUUUUAUUUCGAGACAGUUUGGGAAUAUUAGGCUCUUAAAGGUGUAGAAAGUAAGAGGUUUACAUUUAGCCAUGGUAGUUUCAUUAUGCCACUGAAAAUUGCUAUCACCUGUUAGUUCUAAAGAAGUUUUUUUUAAUCCACAUUCAUAAUGAUGAUAUCAAAGAAGAAACGAAAUGUAUCACUGCAAUACCUCCUAUAGGUCUAGGAAUUCCAUUUACAUUUGGCAGACGCUUUUAUCCAGAGUGACUAAGAAAAAGUGGUCCACUGUGAUUCAGGUCCUCACUGUAAUGCAUUUCUGUACGUUUGUGUGCAUAGAACUGUUAUUUUUGAGUCCAGAUUAGAAAUGUGUGAACAUGUGUGUGAGUUUUUUUUUUUUUGUUGUUUUUUUUUCCCAAUCAAUUCCUGAUGCUGUUUAUCGAGUACAAUUUUCUGGACUCGAACACUGGAUCAGUUGGCCCAAAUAAGGCUAACGGUGUGUGUGCUUUUUAGCAUUUAGUCAUUUUUAUAUAUGAACCAGUAGUUCCUUAGAAGGCCAGGUACUACAGACUUUAAACACUGAACAAAGACUACAUGCAGAUUCAUGUGCUGAAUCUUAUUUUAUUUUGUUUUUAACAUUUUCUGUAGUUCUUAGACUGCUACAGGUGUUUAACCUAGUAGCCACGUUUUUAUAACAAGUAGAUUUGCAUGAACCUCCGUUCCUCAAACAUCUUGUAUUGUGUUUGCUAAAGAAAGAAAAAAAUGUAUUUUUUUGUACCCGUUAAUAAUUUUUUUUUUGUUUUUUGUAUUUUUAUCAUGCGCAAAACAUGCACACUAAAAUCUUUCUUACCCAGCUAGGCACUGCGUAGUGAGUGGAAAUAUAGGUUCUCAGAAAACAAUAAAUUAAUUUCUUUUUCCAGA
Molecule: messenger RNA, 4181 nt
Organism: Pangasianodon hypophthalmus (striped catfish)
Lineage: Eukaryota; Metazoa; Chordata; Actinopteri; Siluriformes; Pangasiidae
Gene: znf740b
Product: zinc finger protein 740b
Exons: 7
Coding region: 888-1670 (260 amino acids)
Biological process (GO): regulation of transcription by RNA polymerase II
Cellular component (GO): nucleus
Molecular function (GO): RNA polymerase II cis-regulatory region sequence-specific DNA binding; DNA-binding transcription factor activity, RNA polymerase II-specific
Source: RefSeq, a predicted model, not a curated record